GUUUCAAGAUUUAAUUUAUAAAUUCUAGCAUAUGCAAUGACACUUGGGAAGACUGUGAUGACAACUGCUCUAAUACUUGCAAGCCCAAGGAGAUUAGGCUCCAGAAAUAUUAAUAUGGUUUUGAAUUUGUCAGUUUUAUUGAUUGACUGUAUAGUGGCCCUGAUUGAUUUUGCAAAUUGAGUAUCCUGAUAAUGUUCACUUAAUACGUGGAAACCAUGAGGCUGUUGAUAUCAAUGCACUCUUUGGUUUUCAUAUUGAAUGCAUUGAGAGAAUGGUAUGUAUAAUUGAUCAUAUAGGCAUGAUGUCCUUGCUCCAAAAUUUCAGAAUAUUACAUGUGCUAGUAUCAUAUGUGCAUGUAGGGAGAGAGUGAUGGAAUAUGGGCAGGGACAAGGUUCAGUCAACUUUUCAACUACCUCCCACUGGCUGUACUAAUUGAAAAGAAAAUCAUCUAUAUGCAUGGUGGCAUUGGGAGAUCUAUAAAUUCUGUAGAACAAAUAGAGAAGCUUGAAAGACCUAUUAUAAUGGAUGCUAUGUCUAUAAUUUUAAUGGAUCUUCUAUGGUCUGAUCCUACAGAAAACGAUGGUGUAGAGGGUCUGAGACCAAAUGCAAGAGGGCCUGGUCUUGUUACUUUUGGGGUAUGGAACAGUUCCCCAGAUGAGCAAAACCGCCUCAAAGCUCAAGUCUUUAACAACUCAAGUACUCCAUUUUCAAAAAACAAGCAGCUUCUUUACUGCAACAUUUGCAGAUUGUGAAGAAGAAUCACAAAACCCAAAGUGACCCAAGUAGAUGGUACAUUUUCAUGCACCAUAUAUGUGCCAUGUUUUGGAACAAUAUAAAUGUGUAUCAGCUUUUGAUGUCCCAAGUAGAUGGGCAUGUACUAGAAUGCUUUUCUUGUUUAAAAUGUAGGCUUCUCUGAUUGGGAAAUGCACCUAUUUUCCUUUUGAAGUUUAAA
Messenger RNA from Rosa rugosa (rugosa rose), 952 nucleotides. Its product is annotated as serine/threonine-protein phosphatase BSL1 homolog. Lineage: Eukaryota; Viridiplantae; Streptophyta; Magnoliopsida; Rosales; Rosaceae. Bases 453 to 752 code for a protein of 99 amino acids. The transcript has 3 exons. The record is from RefSeq and is a predicted model, not a curated record.